AUCUACGCUAGAAUUUUCGCGCCUCACGCAUAAAAUAUUAGCUUUGUUUAAAAAAAAUCAUUUAAAAUCUCUAUUUAAAUAAAUAUUAUAUAUUCUUUAAACUCGAACUUAUUUACAAUAAGCUAAAAUCUAUCAAAAAAUUAUGGAAAAAGAACCGUUUUUCGAUGAAAUUUGCUCCAAAUUAAAUAUUGAUUCUGUUGUAAGAAAAAAUGCAUAUUUACAAUUUAAAGAAGUGUCCAAAAAUACUAUUCUCAAUGGAGAUAUUAAACAUUGGAUUUGCUGCGCAAUUUUUACUGCUUGUUCAAAGACAAAAAUUCCUACUGUGUCAAUUUGUGAAAAUUUUGUCCAAGGAAAUGGAAUUUCGCUUGUAAAGUUAAUAAAUGAAUGCAAUUUGAACAUUUUCUCAUUUUUUGAAAAAAUUGAAAUUUGGUUAAAAGUUUCAUCAGUGCCGAAUGUUAUCUCACAAAAAGUAGAAACUUUAAAGAGAAACUUUCAACUUUCACAGCUAAUAUACAAGGAAUUCAGUAAUAUGUUUACUAAACUUUUUCAUUGCAACGAUCAAUUCUUAAAAGAUGAUGUCAACAUUACAAAGAAUAAAAAGAAAACCAAUUCAGUACCAUAUUCAGCACAAAAUCUAUUCGAGAUGUGCUGGACCUUAUAUAUCUGUAUCAAAGGAUACUCUCCUGUUGAUAAACCAAAUGAUCUAGUAGCUUCAAUUCAUUUGUUAACAUGUUGUAUAAAUUUUAUAUUUGAAAACACAAUUAACGAUAAUCGAAGAGAUCUUAUAAAUUCUUCGUUUCCUGGACUACCAAAUGACUUUUUUUCUCCAUCAUUUGAUUCAACUAAUGAACAGUUUCCCAUAAUAGAAAAUUUGUGCGACGAUAAAUUUAUUGCAAGCAAAACCAAUCAUUAUGAGUUUAGUAUAAAACAUUUUCUUUCUGAAAGACAAAUGCAUGGGGUUAAAAACGAUUUUUUAUCUGUGGACAAAUUUGACAAAAACUUUAAAAAACUUAAUGAACUGUAUGAGAUAUUAAUUUUAACUUGUGGACAAUUCGAUGAGCGUAUAUUUUUGUCGCAUCCCGAUAUUGGAUCGAAGUUUUAUGGGAAAAGCAUUUCUCUUCAUAAUACACAACUUAUAAAUUCAGCAGCUUUAAUACCACAAACUCCUUUAUCAGGUCAAGAGUUGUCGUAUAAUGUAGCUAAUAAACUGUCUCCAAUUUCAAGUUAUAAACAAAAUGUGCAAAAAUUGCAAGCAUUAUGCAAUAGCACAACAUAUCCCCAAAAUUCUUUAAAAAUUUUGCUAUGUUCCUGCUCAGAUUCUAUUUUAAAUAAUCUUGAAGAGAGGCUCAAGAAAAUGAAAGAAAUAUUCUGUAACAAGAUGGGAAACAGCAUUGAUCGUUUUCAAAUUGCCGAAAUUCUCUAUUUUCGAUUAUUAGAAAAUAUAAUUCAUGCAGAGAUAAAAACUCAUGGGAGGUUUGAUUUGUUUAUUAGAGAUAACGAUUUCAACAAAACUCUGAUAGUUUUAUGCUUGGAGAUAGUUCUGUUUGCAUUUUCUCUUCAUAGAAAACUAACGACACUCUUAGAAUUUUUUAAUUUAGAAGCUUUCCAUUUCUACAAGUUAAUUGAAGUUGCAAUAAGAAACAACAAAGAUUAUUUUACUAAUGACAUGAUUAAACAUUUGAAAGCUAUUGAAGAACAAUGUUUAGAUUCAUUGGCAUGGUCUUCGGGAUCAUUACUUUGGGAAAAAAUACAGGAGUACAACAAAAAAUUACCUAACAGUCAUGAAGUUGAUACAAGUUUACAAAGCACAAGCAGCCCAAACAAUAACCAAACUCCAAGAAGUAUAAGAUUAUUUUUACGGAAAUUUUAUCAACUAGCACAUUUGCGGUUAAAAGAUCUUUGCAAAAACCUACAAUUUACAAAUAAUUCGGAAUUAUUGCGAAAGAUAUGGACCUUAUUUGAAUAUGCUAUGUUGGAACAUACAACUUUAAUAAAGGAUAGACAUUUGGAUCAAAUCCUAAUGUGUUGUGUAUAUGUUCUGUGCAAAAUUCGGCCUAAUGAAAAUCGACACACAUUUGCUGACAUAAUGAAAUUUUACAGAAGUCAACCUCAAGCAGAUUCUCACAUUUACCGUAGUGUUUUUAUUGAAUAUAUGCAAAAUGAUAAAGCUGAUGAAAUAUUUGAAAGUCAAUUAAGUAAAUCUAAGGCUACAGAACCAGAAGUUGUAUGCGGGAGGAAUACAAUAUACGGCAAAGAAUCAAGAGGAGAUAUUAUUUAUUUUUAUAACAAAGUAUUUGUUCCAAAGAUGCAACAAUUUGCCAUGAGAUUUUCAACGUCAUCGCAAAAUAACUUACUGCUAUCUCCUUUGCCCCAUUCAAAACCUUCGAUCUCACCAAGGAAAGUUUCACCAUACCAUGACGUUUAUGUACAACCAUUGAUAAAACAAAGUAUUCUUUCUCCAUCAGCACAAACUUUAACUUUCACGAUUGAGCAAAGCCCUUCAAAGGAUCUUCAAAAAAUCAAUUCAAUGAUUAAUCAAAAUCGAAAGGGUUCAGUUGCAAAACGAUUUAACAUGGACUGCGAUUUUGCAUCAAAUAAAGUCUCUAAAGAGUCAUCAUUACAUCUUCUUAUUUCCGAUCGUCAAGAGGUCCAUAACUAAUUUUAAUUCAUUUAACAUAAAAAAACCGAAAUUCUUUAUUUCAAUAUACAUAAUUACUUUUAAUUGAAAAAAGUAAUCAGUUCAAAUAAUUUUUUAAAACAUUGUUUAGUUUUUUUUUAUAGUAACCAUUGAUUUAAUGUAAUAUAAACGACAACUCAAAGCUUCAUUUAGAAGCCAUUUGAAGCAUCGUGUCGUUGCCUACUUUGUGUUGUUCGAAAUAAUUAUUUUACACGAUUUAAUAUUAAAAUAUAAAAUUAAUUAAUGAGAUUAAAACUCAUAAAUAAUAAAUAUAAAUUUCAUUUUGAAACCAGUUUGUAUCGCUUUCAUUGAAAAAUAAUAUGCUUAUAUCAAUUUUGACUGGCUGGUUUGGUGCGACGAGUGCCUUGAAGAGGAAGUACUUGGAGAUUUCUAAUUUAAGCUGCUAAUUCAUUUGUAGUUUUUUUUAUGUAAAUUUUGUUUGUUAAAUUAUAAGUGCAUAUUUAAGCAAAAAAAAUUACAAAAGUCCUCGUGU
Molecule: messenger RNA, 3170 nt
Organism: Chironomus riparius
Lineage: Eukaryota; Metazoa; Arthropoda; Insecta; Diptera; Chironomidae
Source: the annotation of a GenBank genome assembly